This is a messenger RNA of Miscanthus lutarioriparius, 984 nucleotides long. The record is from the annotation of a GenBank genome assembly. Lineage: Eukaryota; Viridiplantae; Streptophyta; Magnoliopsida; Poales; Poaceae.
AUGGGCAGGGCUCCGUGUUGCGACAAGGCGAGAGUGAAGAAAGGGCCCUGGUCACCUGAGGAGGACCGCAAGCUCAAGGAGUACAUCCACAAGAAUGGCACCGGCGGCAACUGGAUUGCUCUCCCUCACAAAGCAGGGCUGAAGAGGUGCGGCAAGAGCUGCAGGCUGCGGUGGCUCAACUAUUUGAGGCCAAACAUAAAGCAUGGCGACUUCUCUGAUGACGAGGAUAGAAUCAUCUGCAACCUCUUCGCUACCAUUGGAAGCAGGUGGUCGAUCAUCGCAGCACAGCUCCCUGGGAGGACGGACAACGACAUCAAGAACUACUGGAACACCAAGCUCAAGAAGAAGCUCAUGCACAGCCUUCAGCCCUACACCACCCACAACCACCACAGCUUUACCGUGUCAUCAGCGGCGGCGGCGGUGACGUCGCCAGAAGCUGCUCCCAUCAUGUCGCUGCAGCACCUCUCGUCUCCUCAUGAUUAUUAUCACCUCUACAGCGGCGGCGGCAGCUACGGCUCCAGCAACAGCACGACGUCCCUCCUCUCCGCCGCCGUCGGUAGCCGCGGCCUCCUCCUCAAUGGCGAGCAGCAGGCGACGACGUGUUUGGACAGUGGCGGCGGCCAUGCCAUUUACUUUGAUGAGCCAUGCGCCACCACCAUCAGCAGCAGCGUCCAUGGGCAUGGGCUUGGCGCGGAAACCUUCAUCUUUGGGGGCCUUCAGUCUCAGGAAGAUCAUCAUCAUCACAAGGUACUGCUGCUUGCCGGAUCCGGUACUGCUAACCAGCUGGAUGAACAAUACAACUUUGCCGCCUCCUGCUGCUACGACGAGGAGAAGGCGCCGCCGUCGCUUAGUCUGACGGGCGGCGCCGAUGGUGCCGGUGGUACAAGUAGCAGCUUUUUCUACGACAGCACCUACAGCGAGGACACAGCGACGCGACGACAACGAGAGCUGGUGCCCAAUAAGGCUAGUUCCUGCAUUAAUUAA